AUGGCCUCCCUCGCAGACCCUAGCAAGGUCCAGCCCAUGGAUGUCACCAACCUGAACGACCCCAACCGCUCCAACCGCCGUGUAGCCUACUACUAUGACCACGAUGUCGGAAACUACCACUUCUUCCUGGGCCACCCCAUGAAGCCCCACCGCAUCCGUAUGACACACAACCUCAUCAGCAACUAUGGUCUCUGUGACGAGUACGAGUACGACGCACCGCACCCCGAGGGUGAGGGUGCGCGUGUUGUCAACGACAUCACCCAGGGCAUGGACGAGGAGCUCGAGGAUGCCGUCAAGUGGGAGCGCCGUGUGCUCGCUGGCCCCCGCGGCCGCGCCAUGCAGGUUUUUAGGCCACGCCGAGCCACCAAGACCGACAUGACAAAGUUUCACACCGACGAGUACAUUGAUCUCCUCGAGGCUGUCACUCCGGAGACGGCCGACGCAAUGACGGGUGGAGGUAUCAGAUGUCUCACUGGCGAAGACUGUCCCGCGUUCGAGGGUGUGUUCGAGUUCUGUACCAUCUCCGCUGGUGGAUCGCUCGGUGCUGCCGAAAAACUCAACGGGGGUCUGGCCGACAUUGCGGUCAACUGGGCGGGUGGUCUCCACCACGCCAAGAAGUCUGAGGCCUCGGGUUUCUGCUACGUCAACGACAUUGUGCUCGGUAUCCUUGAGCUUCUCCGCAUCCAUCCGCGUGUACUCUACAUUGACGUCGACGUCCACCACGGAGACGGUGUCGAGGAGGCAUUCUACACCACCGACCGCGUCAUGACCUGCUCGUUCCACCGUUUCGGAGAGUUCUUCCCCGGUACCGGUGACGUUCGCGACAACGGUAUCAAGCGCGGCAAGGGUUACGCGGUCAAUGUCCCUCUUCGUGACGGUAUUACCGACGCCACCUACCACACCAUCUUCAAGCCUGUCAUUGCAAAGAUUAUCGAGACGUUCCGCCCCGGUGCCAUUGUGCUCCAGAUGGGUGCCGACUCGCUGUCCGGUGACAAGCUUGGUGGAUUCAACCUCACCCUCGAGGGCCACGCCGAAUGCGCUCGCUUUGUGCGCAGUUUCAACAUUCCGACCAUGCUGGUCGGCGGUGGUGGCUACACCAUCAAGAACGUCUCCAAGGCCUGGACCAAGGAGACUGCAAUCAUGUGCGGCAUCGAGCUCCCCGAGGACCUCCCUUACAACCGCUACAUGGAGUACUUUGGCCCGCGCUACAAGCUCGAGGUGCUGCCGACCAACGUCGACGACCACAACCCGCCCGAGUACAUUGAGGCUCUCAAGCGUCACAUCUUUGAGAACCUGCGCGACUUGCCCCACGCUCCAGGUGUGCAGAUGCGCGAGGUUUCCAGCAAGCCUCUGUCAAGAGUCAUGGGCAUUAGCAAGGAGGACGAGGACGACGACCCAGACAAUGACCUCGACGCACGGAUCAAGAAGCUCCUCCGUCAAAGGCAAAUGAACGGCGACGUCGACUCGGAGUCUGACUCGGACUCGGACGUUGCGGCCCAGGCUCGUCCCAACCGCGCACGACGCCAGGGAGGUCUGUCCCUGCGCCCCAACCCCCGUCCGCGCGUGAACGGUUUCCCCGCAUCCAAGCGCCAACCAUCGUCCUCCCCCGAGGGAGACGACUGCGACGGACGGAAGAAGCGCCAGUUCUUCAAGGCGCGCGUCGGCGACGGCGUGUGGGACCCCACGUCAUUGCUCAACGGCGGCCAGCGGCCAAACGACGGCCUGGUCAAUGGCGUCAAGCCCAAGCUGUUUGGCGGCAUUCCAGAGACCUGGAACGUCGGCAGGGCCAGCAGGGCUGGCAGCCCCAUGAGUGUUUCGUAG
Apiotrichum porosum is the source of this 1821-nucleotide messenger RNA. RefSeq lists its product as uncharacterized. The record is from RefSeq and is a predicted model, not a curated record. The coding region runs from base 1 to 1821 and encodes 606 amino acids. The transcript has 8 exons. NCBI's taxonomy places the organism in Eukaryota, Fungi, Basidiomycota, Tremellomycetes, Trichosporonales, Trichosporonaceae.